Messenger RNA from Eruca vesicaria subsp. sativa (arugula), 1025 nucleotides. Lineage: Eukaryota; Viridiplantae; Streptophyta; Magnoliopsida; Brassicales; Brassicaceae. The record is from the annotation of a GenBank genome assembly.
AAAAAAAAAAAAAAAAAAAGAAACACGACCACUUCAGCGAAACCACUAUACUACACCGUCUCGCUUAUAUUUUCUCGGGUAGAGACUAUAGAGUGAUAAUUUUCUUUUGGAAACUUUGGAGAGAGUGAAAGGUCGAAGAGGAAGAAAACCUCAAAAGAUGAGGCCUAAGAUCGUUCUUUUUGGUGAUUCCAUCACUGAAGAAUCAUUUGGUGACGGUGGCUGGGGAGCUUCUCUCGCCGAUCUUUUCCGCCGCAAGGCUGAUAUGGUGUUACGAGGAUACAGUGGAUAUAACACGAGAUGGGCGUUAAAAGUGAUGGAGAGAGUUUUUCCGGCAGCGCCAGGAGACGGCGGAGCACAUCCAUCGGCAGUGACUGUAUUUUUUGGAGCCAACGAUGCGUGUUUGCCGGAGAGAUGCUCGGGCUUUCAGCAUGUGCCACUUCUUGAAUACAAGCAGAAUCUUCGCUCAAUUGUUUCGUUUAUCAAGAAUCGUUGGCCACGAACGGUCAUUAUUCUCAUAACUCCACCUCCAAUCGACGAAGAGGCCCGGCUCCGAUAUCCCUAUAUCGAAAACACGAUAGGCUUGCCAGAAAGAACAAACGAAGCAGCAGGAUCAUACGCAAAAGCGUGUGUAGCCGUAGCUAAUGAAUGCCAAAUCUCAGCCAUCGAUCUUUGGUCCAAGAUGCAACAAAUUCCGAAUUGGCAAACUGAAUGUCUAUGGGACGGUUUACAUUUGAGUCGGGUCGGGAACAAAGUGGUGUUUGAAGAAGUUACAAAUGCACUUAAAGGAGGAGGUAUUGGAGCUGAGGACUUAGUUGUGGAUCUUCCCCUCAUUGAAGACGUUGACCCAAAGAAACCUCUCAGAGCCUUUGAUGAGUUUUGAUGCUUUUCAUAAUCAUAAUGUAUCGUUAAUCCUUCGAUAAAAUAAUUCGCUAUUGUUCUCACACACAAAAAUCCGCUCUAGUUGAACCAUAUUUAAGUCUUGCUUAAGUUUGAUUUUUUUUUGGGAUCACAUACGUAAAUUAUCA